This is a messenger RNA of Liolophura sinensis, 2328 nucleotides long. Its product is annotated as galactocerebrosidase-like. Bases 40 to 2142 code for a protein of 700 amino acids. Gene Ontology annotation, molecular function: galactosylceramidase activity. The transcript has 18 exons. NCBI's taxonomy places the organism in Eukaryota, Metazoa, Mollusca, Polyplacophora, Chitonida, Chitonidae. Gene Ontology annotation, cellular component: lysosome. The record is from RefSeq and is a predicted model, not a curated record. Gene Ontology annotation, biological process: galactosylceramide catabolic process.
UGUGUUCACAACGCAGUUAUACUAGCCGACGAGAGGAGCAUGCUGAGCGACAGCAUGAUGUUUGUGUCUUGCUGGGCUGUGAUCUUAAUGAUCGUCUUCUUGCCUGAAUGCGUCUCUCUGGACAACGUCUAUAAUGUGAACGACACAGCAGGCUACGGACGCCGGUUUGAUGGGAUAGGUGGCCUCAGCGGUGGAGGGGCCACUUCCAAACUACUGAUGAACUAUCCAGAACAGCAGUUAAACGAGAUUCUUGACUAUUUGUUCAAGCCAAACUAUGGCGCCUCGCUACACAUACUUAAGGUGGAGAUUGGUGGAGACUCUCAAAGCACGGAUGGUACAGAGUCCUCGCACAUGCACGAGAGUUGGGACGAAAAUUACCGCAGAGGUUAUGAGUGGUGGCUUAUGGUCGAGGCGAAAAAGCGUAACCCUGAUAUCCUUCUCUAUGGCUUACCCUGGGCAUUUCCGGGCUGGAUCGGUAAUGGUACAAACAGUCCGUACAAUACCCCGAGCAUCACAGCCGAUUACAUCGCUCGCUGGAUUGCUGGCGCCAAAAAUUACUAUGGUCUGCAACUGGACUACAUUGGUAUUUGGAAUGAAAGAAACUAUGACAUAACGUAUAUUAAGACGUUACGGAAAACUCUGGACCAGCGAGGUAUGAACCAUGUCCAGAUUGUGGCGGCAGAUGGAGGGUGGGGAAUUGCUGAUGAUGUUCUGAAGGACCCUCAGCUGGCCGCAUCUAUGGAUUACAUCGGGACACACUAUCCCGGGACAUUUAGUACACCAAGUGCUGUGAAGACAGACAAACAGCUGUGGGCUUCUGAAGAUUAUAGCACUUUCAAUGACAAUACUGGUGGUGGAUGUUGGGCGAGGAUUUUGAACCAGAACUACGUAAAUGGAUAUAUGACUGCCACCAUUUCAUGGAAUUUGAUAGCGUCGUAUUACGCUAAUCUCCCUUUUUACCGUGACGGUCUCAUGACAGCGGUGGAGCCAUGGAGUGGCAAUUACAUUAUCGAGGCGCCUAUCUGGGUAUCAGCUCACACGACACAGUUUACCCAGCCUGGAUGGCGGUACCUCCCUCACGGUAACGGGGUAGGGAAGCUGGCUUCUGGAGGAAGUUACGUGUCCCUGACUAACAUCAGUCAACAAUCUCUCACUAUUGUCAUUGAAACUAUGAGCCAUAACCAUUCGAUUUGUAUUCGACCACCGUUAGCCAAGUACGAUGUAAGCCCACAGAACGCCACUUUCAAGCUGUCUGGCAGCUUUGCUUAUGUCACAUCCCUAAAUGUCUGGUACACAAAAAUUGGAUUUGACGGAAACCCCAGCACAUUUUUCAAAGAAAUGCCCCAAAUUGAUGUAGUCAAUGGUGCCGUAACACUGUCUCUGGGAGUAGAUGAGAUGUACACCCUGACUACGGUAUCUACUGGACAAAAGGGCACUGCCCCCGAUCCACCACCUUCAGAGCCAUUCCCCUUACCCUACAAAGAUAAUUUUGAUAACUACGAGGUGAACUCCGAGCCCUAUAACCUGGCCCAGCAGGUUGGGGUGUGGGAAGUGGUCCAGGGAGACGCGGAUAGGGGUGGGAUAAUUCGCCAGGUGGUCGUUCAGGAGCCAGUGCACUGGUGCGCGGCCGAGACAGGAAACAGAACGCUUAAUAUCAUCGGCAGUCCCAACUGGACUGACAUUUACGUGCAGUGUGACGUGAGGACUGUGACCGUGAGUGCGGCACGGGGUGUGUUUGUGGCGGCUCGCGUCAGCCAGGGAGGCUGUCAAGCCGCUGACACAAGGGGAAUAUUCUUAUAUAUUUAUCCGUCACAACAACGAUAUGUACUCACUAAUGACUUGGGUGGGAAGACUGUGUUGAAAUCUGGUCUUGCCCAGACGAGUUCAGACUGGAAUACAUUAGGCUUACUCAUCCAGUCCAACGGGAUUACGGGCAUGUUGAACAACGAAACACUAUUCACAACUUCUGUACCCCAAGGUCCCAAGAGCGGUUUUGUGGGUGUAGGUACCGAUCCCUACGGCAUCGCAGAGUUUGACAAUUUAGAAAUUAUGAGUAACAGGGAUGGUUGGGCUCGAAUCAGCGAUUCUGUCAAAAGGAAUAAUCCAGAAACUUUGUAUUUCAGACCACAGUUUAAGCCUUAAAAGUAGAAUUGCCAGGUUUUAAUCUGGUAAAAGUUCAUAUGCAGAUCCUCAAGAUCAAAUUUCUUCGACCAAAAUUUAUAACCGCAUUUAUUGUCAGGUGUAUUUAUGAAAAUGAGGGUAUUUAAUGUAAUAAGGUGUUCCCCACAUUUGUAAUAAAGCUUUUAUAUUUUGGGAAUAUAAUAUAUA